Molecule: messenger RNA, 3763 nt
Organism: Nicotiana attenuata
Lineage: Eukaryota; Viridiplantae; Streptophyta; Magnoliopsida; Solanales; Solanaceae
Exons: 9
Coding region: 340-3591 (1083 amino acids)
Molecular function (GO): metal ion binding
Source: RefSeq, a predicted model, not a curated record
AAUGAAUUGAAAGAAAAAGUCAUUUUCAUACCCCCCCAAACACACUCUUUCUUCUUUUAACAACUUCUACUAGUCUUGUUCAUUUCAGAUCAAUUUAGCAUGCUUUAAUAAGUACUACUAAGCUUUAAAAUUCUUUAAAUUAGUAGCAUUUUCUGGGUGUUCUCAGAAUUCUUUGUCCUAAAAACAUUACUGUUCUUUAAGGUUUUCUACUGAGGAAGUACUAAAUUCUACUUCCUCUGCUUCUACUGUCAGUCAGCUGUCUCCUAUUUUUCUUCUUUUGUUGUCAUUCUUAUGUUUUUUUGCUUCAACCCUUUCACUUACAUGUGAUUCUUGGGUAUAAUGGGUGAAGAACACGUGCCCAUUGUUCCUUCUGAUCGAGCUGUUGAACAGGCAAUAGUUGCAUUGAAGAAGGGUGCACAUCUUUUAAAGUAUGGUAGAAGAGGAAAGCCCAAAUUCUACCCUCUAAGGUUAUCCGCGGAUGAAAAGUUUUUGAUUUGGUACUCUGGUGAGAAGGAAAACCAACUGAGGUUAAGUUCAAUAACGAAUAUCAUCCGCGGCCAAAGUACUGUAAUUCUUCAGCCUGAGAUGGAAAGUCAGUGCAUAUCACUCAUAUAUGGAAAUGGCGAGCGUACUCUUGAUCUGAUUUGCAAGGAUAAAAUGCAGGCUGAGACUUGGUUUGUAGGCUUGAGAGCUGUAAUAUCCAGGACUCACCACCAUAGAGUGGUGGACCCUCUGAAAAGCAAAAAAGGCGCACACAGUUGCAUCAGUAGUCCAGCGGGUUAUAUGCGGAGGAAACAGAAUCUUGGACUUUCAGCAAAGACAAUCAGAUCCUCUCAGGUUCGCAGCUUAGCGGGGAGUCCCACUCACUCAUUUUCAGAAAGGUGUUUUACUGAUGGCUUAUCAUGUUCUUCCGACAGCUUUUUCUCGGAAUCAAGUCUUUCGAGUGUGCAUAAUGUAAUUGAGAAUGUUACAUGUUCGUCAUAUUUUGAAUCAGAUAACUUAACCCAGAAGAGAGCAUCUUGUGCUGGGACUGAAAACCAAACUGAUAUACUAACUCCAUUUAUGCCGUCCACUCACGAGUCAAGACCAUUUGGGAGGAAUGUACUGAGGGAUGUGUUUAUCUGGGGAGAAGGAGCGGAAGGAGGGUGCUUUGCGGAUGGGAAAGUGAAAUUGGAUGCUUUGUCACCCAAACUUCUGGAGUCUACUGUGAUGCUCGAUGUACAGGCAUUAUCCAUUGGUAGGAGCCAUGCUUCCUUAGUCACCAAACAGGGUGAAGUUUUUUGCUGGGGUGAAGGAAAGAAUGGAAGGCUUGGACAUAAACUCGACAUGGACACCGGAAGGCCGAAACUGGUCGACUCCCUUAAUGGGGUUCGCGUAAAAUCUGUCACUUGUGGGGAAUACCAAACAUGUGCCCUGACCUUUUCUGGUGAACUGUACACAUGGGGUGACAACUCUUUUGGUGCUGAGUUAGUAGGUGAAAAAAAGAAGAGAAGCCAUUGGCUACCUAACAGAGUAUGUUGUUCCUUGGAUGGGGUGAAAAUAUCUUAUGUUGCUUGUGGGGAAUGGCAUACAGCAAUUGUAUCAACAUCUGGACAAUUGUUCACUUACGGAGAAGGAACUUUUGGAGUUCUUGGUCAUGGAAAUCUCCGAAGUGUCGCUCAGCCCAAAGAAGUUGAGUCGCUUAGAGGUUUGUGGGUCAAAAGUGUUGCAUGUGGGCCAUGGCAUACAGCUGCAGUGGUGGAAAUCAUUGUUGAUCGUCUUAAAUUCAAUAAUUCUAGUGGGAAACUGUUUACAUGGGGCGAUGGGGAUAAAGGAAGGCUUGGUCAUCCUGGCGAGGAGAGAAAGCUCUUACCGACCUGUGUGGCGCAACUUGUUGAUCAUGAUUUUAUUCAAGUUUCCUGCGCAAGCACCCUAACUAUUGCACUAUCUAGCACAGGAAAAGUUUUUACCAUGGGAAGUGCAGUGCACGGUCAACUGGGUAAUCCAGAAGCCAAAGACAAAUCAGUAGUGCUUGUGCAAGGAAAACUUAAAGAGGAAUUUGUUACAGAGAUAUCCUCGGGAUCAUAUCAUGUUGCUGUGCUAACAUCAAGGGGAAGUGUUUACGCAUGGGGUAAAGGUGCAAAUGGACAGUUAGGACUAGGUGAUACAAAAGAUAGAAGUUGGCCAACGUUAGUUGAGGCACUGAGAGAAAGGCAGGUGGAACAUAUUGCUUGUGGAUCAAGUUCUACAGCAGCAAUAUGUUUGCACAAAUCCGCGUCUAGUACUGAUCAAUCAGCUUGUAAAGGAUGUAGCAUGUCUUUUGGAAUUACAAGAAAGAAGCAAAAUUGUUAUAAUUGUGGGUUUCUCUUUUGCCGCACAUGCUGCAGCAAGAAAACCACAAAUGCCUCUUUGGCCCCGGACAAGACUAAAGCUUUUCGAGUAUGUGAUCCAUGUCUUUACCAACUUCAGAGAAUUGCUCAGUCAAACAGGCCAUCCAAGCUUGAAAAUCGUAGUCCACGACCAUUACUAAUUACCCAAAAGGCUUUUAUUCACGAGAAGGUAGAGCAGCAAGAGGCAAAUACUACAUCAAGUCGAAUGAUGUCAACGAAAAAGUAUUUCAGUGAGAACAAUCAAUGGUUUGACAGGAGGGCUACCAACAGUUUAGGGGAAAGUACUGAUUUUGCAUCGUUGUUGGAUGUUUUUCCAAGAUGGGGACAAGUUCCUUGUCCUGAAAUCUUUAGAAGAGACUAUGGAGGACAGAUGAGAACCCAAAAUCAUUAUGCUAGAAAUUCGCUGACUUCACCUUCUCCAAAUUAUUUACAGCAGAUUAACAAAGAACCAAAAUUAGUCCCCUCUACUGGUGUAACUAUUGAGGAGAACUUGUCAGAAUCAGACAAGAUCCUGCUUGAAGAAGUUUCCAAGCUAAGAACUCAGGUUGAAAAUCUUAAAAGGUUAUGUGAAACAAGAAAGGAGAAAAUUCAAGAACGUCAACAAAAAGUUGAAGAAGCCUGGUCAUUGGCUAAAGAGGAAGCUUCCAAGAGUAAAGCAGCAAAGGAAGUUAUAAAAGCUUUGACAUCACGGCUGCAGACAAUGUCAGAAAGCUUUUUUGCUGGAAGAGGAACUAAUGAUCAAGCUGCUGCAAAUGUACUGCAGACUACAUCAACGUAUUCAGAUAGCCAAAAUCAUAUAACUGGACAUCAAAUUGUUGUGCCUACAUGUGUGCCUCUUGCAAAAGCACAACCAGAAGACAAAAGCGUUGAUAGCAUAUGUAGUUCUCCGAUUGUGUUCUCUAGUACUUUAAGAUCCUUCUAUAACAAAGAGAACAAUGUGGAAUCCAGAUCAGCAGAAGAAUCAUAUAAAGGAGCCGAUCAUGGCCAAGUUGAGCUCAGAACAUCUAAAGGUGAAUGGGUGGAACAGUAUCAGCUUGGUGUCUUCAUUACAUUGACAGUGCUGCCAAGUGGAAAGAAGGGACUCAAGCGAGUCAGGUUCAGUAGGAAAAAGUUUACGGAGAAGGAAGCAAAGAAGUGGUGGCAAGAAAACCAGCUUUCUGUCUACAAAAAAUAUGAUAUUGAAGGAUAUGAAAAUCUGAACCAAGACUUGCUGAAGAAGUAGCAGUUCCCUUUUCCUCCCAAUGUAAAUUGCACAUGAUUACAACAGUGGUUCAUGUUAUUGAAGGUAUUUAAUCGCUCAAUGUGCUUAACAUAUGAGGAGAGAAGAAUGCAAUUUUGUAUUGCCAAUUGAAUAUGGAUGGACAAUCAUAGAUAAUUUUUACAUUCAGUUUAUA